AAUAAUGAAGUCUAUAUAAAUCUAAUCACAUCAAAAUAUAACUAAAUUGAUAGCCAAACACGAAACCUUCCUCCCUCUCGCCGCCGCUCUAUUCUCAGUACCGCCGGAGAAAAGGAUCAGGAGCUACUACUCCAAACUACUCAACGCCCUCUCCAACGGCCUAGAACAUCUUAGGUAAGCCAAUGUCUCUGCACCGUCAAGACUCGGUCUCUGCAAGCCUUAAAAUCCGUAAAGUCUCAAUCUUUCCCAAUAAGUUAACGGCACUUGGCUCAAGAUUUUGCUGCAGAAUUUUGACUGUUCCAGGUUGUCUGAAUGAUGGAAACAAACACCUCACAAAGCUUUAGUUCUGAUGAUGGGGUGUAUGAUUGUGAUAGUGAUUCUGAGAGUUUUGUCGAGGAUUCACUUGAUGAUGAGCUUUGCUUCGCCUCUGGCGACUUUCCCAAGCUGCAAUUUAGAAAAGAGAGGUCGAAGGUGUGGUGGAUUGAAGAGCUGGGAAUGGCUGAGGUGCUGGAGAAGAAGGGUAAAAUGUGGAUCACGACUGGGAUAAGUCGGAAUGGGAAGACAUAUUGCUCAAUAGAAGAAACUUUAUAUUUAGCUGAGAUUGGUGCCCUGGAUGUCUUGAAUGUUGACGACACUCCUCUUCUCUUGAGUGAUUUGUAUGCAAAGCUAGCAGAAGACCGGGAAAAGUAUGGAUGCUCUUGGGAGUCUUUUGAGGUUUACCGGUGCCUGAAGUAUCUCGGAUAUAUUGUUGGCCGACAUGGUGUGGCUUGGUCCAUGAAGAAUAUGAAAAAUAAAACCAAUGCUGAUGACAGUGUGGGAGAGUCCUGCAGUAUUACUGAUAAGGGAAAUGUAGACUACGGUUUCAUCACAGAUAUGUUUAAUAACAUGCAUCUUGGCGGAACCAGACCAAUAUUUGAUGUUUUCCCUCCUAAUAGCAAGUUCAGAAAGUCUUCCUCAGGAGAUCCAUCUUUUAUGGUGUGCCGAGCCAGUGGCCACCCGCCAUCCAGACAAGAGAUUGAGGACAUUGAGACAUGUUGUGGUCGAAUACCUCUCAAGCUCUACGUGGUCGAGCAUGGGAGGGUCAGUUUCUUGUCGUUCACCAAAGUCGAGUUGCCUGCCCUUCCAUGACCUUUUUGCAGCCAUAUAAAGUUAUAUGUCAACAGAUACAGGAUAUAUAAAUAUGGAGAUUUGAUAUGUUGAACGACAGAUUUUGAACGUCUGUGAGUGCUUUCUUUCUUUCUUUUCACCUGGCAUUUUACAUGCCUUUCGUCUCUUUGCAACAUUAAUCUAUUUCUUGCUCCUUCACACUUUCUCAAUUUUGGAAGCCCCAUUUUAACGAUUCCAGUGAAUUUCUCAUUCUUCACAGCAA
This is a messenger RNA of Salvia splendens (bonfire salvia), 1369 nucleotides long. RefSeq lists its product as uncharacterized. The coding region runs from base 313 to 1128 and encodes 271 amino acids. Gene Ontology annotation, cellular component: tRNA-intron endonuclease complex. NCBI's taxonomy places the organism in Eukaryota, Viridiplantae, Streptophyta, Magnoliopsida, Lamiales, Lamiaceae. Gene Ontology annotation, biological process: tRNA-type intron splice site recognition and cleavage. The record is from RefSeq and is a predicted model, not a curated record. The transcript is spliced from 6 exons.